CCGUCCACCAGCACGCCGACGACAUGUACAAGAUUGUUCUGGUCCUGGCCGCAGCCGCCUGCUGCGUGAGCGCCGCCCCCAAGGCCGGCCUCGCCCCCCUGGCCUACUCCGCGCCCCUGGUGGCCGCCGCCCCCGCGCCGGCCGUCGUGACGGCGCACAGCUCGCAGUACAUCGCGCAGAACUUCAACGGACUCGCCGUGGCCGCCGCCGCCCCCAUCGUCGCCGCCGCUCCUGCAGUAGCUGCCGCGUACCACGCCGCGCCUGCCGUUUACUUCAGAUAAACAGUUACCUGCAACCUCUUCAUAAGGAUAAAUAAAGUCAAUUUAAUUGCAA
Schistocerca gregaria is the source of this 333-nucleotide messenger RNA. Its product is annotated as cuticle protein 16.5-like. The transcript has 2 exons. NCBI's taxonomy places the organism in Eukaryota, Metazoa, Arthropoda, Insecta, Orthoptera, Acrididae. The record is from RefSeq and is a predicted model, not a curated record. Bases 24 to 281 code for a protein of 85 amino acids.